AUGUCGCAAGCCGAAACUGCUCUGAUCUCCUCCGCAGCCAACGAAACACGUCUGCAAGCCUCCCUCGCAAGGGCCGCCGCACGAAAAGGCCCCUCGAUCGGCCAAUGGCUAGAAUUGCCCGGCUACUCACUCGCAAGGACAGUCGCAGGCCUCGGGGAAGACUGGGUCCUCAUAGAUUGUGAACACGGCAACAUCGACGACAGAGACAUGUACCUCCAAGUCGCGGCCAUCGCAGCAGCCGGCGUGUCGCCCAUCGUGCGCAUUCCCGCCCUCGAUACCUGGAUGAUGAAACGGGCGCUCGACGCGGGGGCGCAUGGAAUCAUGGUUCCCAUGUGUGAGACCAAGGAACAAGCCGAACUCGUGGUCCGAGGCUGCAAAUACCCUUCCGCGCAAUGGCCGCAAGGAAUAAGGGGCACUGGAGCCAUGUUUGCUCCGAACGCGUUUAACCAGAGCGGGCGGGAGUAUCUCACCCAUGCCAAUGACAAUGUUACGAUCAUUGUUCAGAUCGAGACACGCCAGGGGGUCGAGAAUAGCGAGGCUAUCGCCUCCGUUGAGGGUAUUGAUAUGCUCUUUGUCGGUCCUAACGACUUGGCCUCGUCAAUGGGGUAUUUUGCUUUCGAUCAUGCAACGAUACCCGAGGUGCAAGAAGCAACAACGAAGGUCUUGCGAGCGGCUAAAGCAGCUGGGAAGUAUGCGGGGCAUUUUGCUUUAUCUGCUGAAGCAGCGGCCAAAAGGUACAUGCAAGGGUUCGACUUUGUCAACUCCGGAGCAGACAUCGUCGCCCUUACUGCGUGGAUGUCUUCCGAAUUGACUAAGUUGAAGGAUCUGAUUGAAGGAAGCGAGUCUCAACCUCGAAGCACUACGGCAGUGAGUAACGUGAGUGUGGGAUACUCUUGA
Molecule: messenger RNA, 897 nt
Organism: Aspergillus japonicus CBS 114.51
Lineage: Eukaryota; Fungi; Ascomycota; Eurotiomycetes; Eurotiales; Aspergillaceae
Product: HpcH/HpaI aldolase family protein
Exons: 5
Coding region: 1-897 (298 amino acids)
Cellular component (GO): cytoplasm
Molecular function (GO): aldehyde-lyase activity
Source: RefSeq, a predicted model, not a curated record